Messenger RNA from Leishmania mexicana MHOM/GT/2001/U1103, 1458 nucleotides. Its product is annotated as fructose-6-phosphate2-kinase/fructose-2,6-bisph os phatase-likeprotein. NCBI's taxonomy places the organism in Eukaryota, Euglenozoa, Kinetoplastea, Trypanosomatida, Trypanosomatidae. Gene Ontology annotation, cellular component: cytosol. Gene Ontology annotation, molecular function: 6-phosphofructo-2-kinase activity; ATP binding; fructose-2,6-bisphosphate 2-phosphatase activity. The record is from RefSeq and is a predicted model, not a curated record. The transcript has a single exon. The coding region runs from base 1 to 1458 and encodes 485 amino acids. Gene Ontology annotation, biological process: fructose 2,6-bisphosphate metabolic process.
AUGGUUCUCGCCCACCUGAGAGCGUCGAACGUGUACGAUGUGGGGGACAUGAAUGAAGCGAACACCAUCGACUUUAGACACAUGGUGGGGGUAGAGUAUCACACUCAGCGAGAGGUGGUUCGCCAACCGCCGUCUCUCACAGACACCAACGCCAAUGAUGUGGCGAUGGUGAGCAUGGGACUGUACCGUUUCUCCAAUGCGACGAGUCCAGUUGUCAUCUUUGUCAGCUCCGAGGAGCGGUGCAGCAUGCCGGCGCGGUUCUUCUGCACCCGCUUUGUGCACUACUUUCGGUGGAUAGGCGAAAGUGUGCAGCUGUUUGUGGCCUCCAAGAGCUUCCAAGAUCACCGUCCGACACCGUACGCGACGCAACGGGAUACAUGGCUACAAGAGAACCGGCGGUGUGUGUCGGCUGCCUUGGACUACUUCGACGCGAAUCCGAAGCUGGGCUUUGUUGCCACUCCCGUUGCAGUUAUAUUUACUGACUGCGACUGCGCGGAUGCCCGUGCGGCACUGGUGAAUUUGCUCCCCCCUGAUCGCUCUUUUUUAAUUCGGCACGUGCGGUUUGCGGAGGAGUGGGAGAGCCACAGACACAACUCCUAUCGCUUUAUCGACGUUAGCCUCCAGCGACAGGCACUCCGCGCGUCGCGGAGCAGCGGCAGCGUUGUCUGCUCCAGACUUACCAGUUUUCUCAACAGCAUGCUUCCCACGUUGUAUCAGCUCUACUCUGCGGAGCCGCUGGAGGGCGCGCCAGACGAGACGCUCAAGUCGUUCCCGCCAAUCUUCUUCACCCGCCACGGGCAGUCCGAGUACAACGUCGAGGACCGACUCGGCGGAGACCCGGACUUAACGGAGACCGGCCGCAUCGACGCAGAAGACAUUGCCCACUUUUUUGAGCGUCAAGUUAAGACGAAUGUAAACUUGUUCGACCAUCGCCCCACCGUGUGGGAGGAGGACGGCAACUUUGAGGUAUGGUGCAGCCAGCUGCGACGCACCCAGCGCACCGCGCAACCGACCGCCGACAUACUGUGCCACGGUGUUCUCAAACCGUUCAAGUCGCUCAACGAGAUUCAUGCCGGCAUCUGCGAGGACAUGACCAACGACGAGGUGAAGUCGCUCUACCCCUUCAUCCAGCGUUUUCGGCACACUGACAAGGUCGGGUUCCGCUACCCAGACGGCGAAUCGUAUGUCGACCUCGUCCGCCGACUAACACCGCUGUUGAACGAUUUGAACAAUUGCAUGAAGUGCGUGGUGGUUGUCGCGCACCAAGCCGUGCUCCGUACUAUGCUGUCUUUUUUCGGCGGGCGGCCAGUAGAAGAGGCCGUCCAUGUUCCGUGCCCACAGCGCACCAUCUGGGCAUGCACAAUGAACCGCCUUGGAGAACCGCAGCUGGCUGAGAUAGCCUUGUCGCCUCGCCAGGGCCAAGACGAGGGAUCCACGGUCCACUGGCAGGGUUGGUAG